AUGAUUAACGAAGGAAAAUUGCCUGAGGUGCAACAGUCUUCAGGUUCUCAGGGCUAUCGCACCAAAGUAUUUGGUUCUGGGACCAAGCUCAUUGUAACAGGUAAGUUAUGUGGUAAUUACAGUAAUGCAAAGAUAAAGAGACUUAUUGUGAUAAUUGAAAAGCCUUUUAUCACAGUAAAUUGUAACACUGUGGGAGCUGCGAAAAUCUUUGGAACUGGCACAAAACUUGUUGUAACUGAAACAGAAGCAAAACUCGAUUUCAACAAGGUCCAGGUCCUGCCUCCUUUUAUUGAAAAAGAUGGGAAAGUAACACACGUAUGCCUCAUUGAGGAUUUUUACCCAAAUGUUAUUAAAGUGACUUGGGAAGAUGAGAAGAAGAAUGCAGAGAAAAAUGCAGUGCUUGGGGAAAUUUGGCCCCCUGAUGACAAUCUACAAUCAUACUCAAUAAGCAGCUGGCUGACCGUAGAUAAAAAUAGCAACAAGAAUUAUCGCUGCCACUAUCAACAUGAAAGCAAAGCGGAUUUUGUCCCCACCGCAUCUCCAGCUAUUAAACAAUAUUACCAUGAAUGCCAACAAUCUCAGGCUCCCUCUCACUGGAGACAAAAUAAGGCGGCCAGGUUUUUAUCGGCCAAAAAGGGAUGUGUUAAUUUGCAACAAGAAUCCCAUUUGACAAUUAAAGCCCUCUUUACAUGUUAUGCUUCUAUCCUUUCAGGCACCUCCAUAGCGCCUCAAAGCACAGCAGACUGUACCAACAGACUUUUCAUAGAGCGGUUCAUGCACAGGACGGCAUAUUUAAUAUACAUUGUCCUUCUCCUGAAAAGCACCAUGUACUAUGUCAUCGUACUCUUCUUCAUGUUCAGAAUGCAAAGUCCAAUCAAGCGCCAGGGAAAGAAACCUUAAACUUCUCCUUGCACCUUCCAAACUCAGCAUUUUUGUCUGAAAUUUACUUUGCUUUGCCCUAAGCCUGUUCAUAUGAAACCCCUGGCUCUAAAUAUCAAGAUGUGCAUUUCAAUUUGAUUUUGUUGGUUUAUUCUCUAGUUAGCACAGAUGGCUUCUUCUGCUUGAGAGUGAACAGUUUUACAUGUGUUCAUUUUUUCUAUUUUAUUAUUUUAAUUUUGUAACUGUAGAACUUAAAGGACUCCUUGAUUUCAAUGGGAAUUUUGCAUCACAAAGCAGUGCAGGAUCAGUCUCUUAGGCUCUUAUCCUGCAAAAACACUUGUGCACACAAGCAACUUUUUGGAUGUGGAUAGGCCAACUGCAUUCAGGGAAGUCAAUGGAAAAAACUCACCGCUAUAAUCAUUAGCGGGCGUGGAGUCCUAAUCUGUAAUUUAAAAUCAUCUGUCAUUUCAUUUCAAUUAAUUUCAUUUAUUUCCUUUAUAAAACAAAAACAGGUUUUGAAAUAUGAGUAAUUGUUUUUUAAAAAUUGAAGAUUAAUGUAUUUUAAAUAAAA
Messenger RNA from Chrysemys picta bellii (western painted turtle), 1450 nucleotides. NCBI's taxonomy places the organism in Eukaryota, Metazoa, Chordata, Testudines, Emydidae. The record is from RefSeq and is a predicted model, not a curated record.